Molecule: messenger RNA, 3476 nt
Organism: Chrysemys picta bellii (western painted turtle)
Lineage: Eukaryota; Metazoa; Chordata; Testudines; Emydidae
Source: RefSeq, a predicted model, not a curated record
ACCAUCUGCUUCUUUUGCCUCUCCUCAGGAGAGAGGAAAAGUUAGUCUCUUGAUCAUCCAAGCUUUAUUUAUAUCAAACAUGCUUUUCUGAAUUGUGAGUAAUCCACAGAUAAGGAAAUAUAAAGGGUCCCAACAUGGGAAUGCAGCUCAUAAGUCAAUACAUUUCUGAAAAGGAGGAAGAUGAGAGGAUGACUUUAGGAGACGUAAAUAGCACAUGAGAAAGACAUAAAAAUUGAUGGCUGGAUCCAUUCCUUAAUAUGCUUUUAUAUGUGAUUCAAUCAGUGGAAGAGGCAAGAAGGAAAAUGCAUUAUAGCAGCAGUGCUAUAACUGUAAAUCACUUCAGAAUCACAGAGCAUGACAAGCUGAGAAGGCUAAUGGUGUCUCCAAGAAAGAAUUCACUGCAGUAAUCAGAAAAGAGAGAAAGAUUGGGGGAAAAAAACCCUAAGACCAAAAGUCCAGAAGAUGGCAUAGUAAUAAAUUAACCUUCCAGCGAGCUGGGAUCCUUUUUCGCCUCUGCAUGCAAUGUUUGGACUGAUCUGAAGCUUUCGUUUUGGACUGAAGGGACUUGUCCACUGCUUGCCCUGGAAACCUUUCUCUCCUAAUUCAUGAGCCAGCAGGAUGCGGUCGCUGUGCUUUCAGAACGCCUUCUCAUAGCUGCGUACAAAGGCCAAGUGGAUAAUGUGGUGCAGCUUAUCAACAAGGGUGCCAAGGUAGCAGUUACCAAGCAUGGCCGUACCCCUCUACAUCUUGCUGCCUACAGGGGGCAUCUUCGUGUUGUGCAGAUUUUGCUGAAGGCAGGCUGUGACCUGGACAUUCAGGAUGAUGGUGAUCAGACAGCCUUGCACCGGGCUACUGUUGUAGGAAAUACAGAUGUAAUAGCAACUCUCAUUCAAGAGGGGUGCGCUUUAGACAGACAAGACAAGGAUGGGAAUACAGCGCUUCAUGAAGCAUGUUGGCAUGGAUUCAGUCAGUCUGCCAAACUGCUCGUUAAAGCAGGAGCUAAUGUUCUUGCCAGAAACAAGGCAGGUAACACACCGCUGCACUUGGCCUGCCAAAAUAGCCAUUCACAAAGUACUCGUGUUUUGUUACUUGGAGGGUCUCGGGCAGAUCUCAAAAAUAAUGCAGGAGAUACCUGUUUGCACGUUGCUGCUCGUUAUAAUCACUUGCCCAUCAUUAGGGUACUCCUCAGUGCUUUCUGUUCUGUCCAUGAAAAGAACCAGGCUGGCGAUACUGCACUUCAUGUAGCUGCUGCAUUAAAUCAUAAAAAGGUGGUCAAACUCUUACUGGAAGCAGGGGCUGAUGGGUCAAUUGUCAACAAUGCAGGUCAGACUCCUCUAGAGGUUGCUAGACAGCAUAAUAAUCCUGAUGUUGCGCUUCUCCUUGCUAAGGCACCACAGGUCUUGCGCUUUAACCGUGGAAGAAGCCUUAGAAAGAAGAGAGAAAAGCUCAAGGAGGAAAGACGAGCUCAGUCUGUGCCAAGAGAUGAGGUGGUGCAGAGCAAGGGCAGUGUCUCAGCUGCUGAGGAUACUCACAGCAGUGAUCAGGUGCCUCAGAGGAAAGGAGAUCUGAAAGAUGAACCACGGUCAACUUCACCAGAGCCCAAAGGAAAGAACAACAAAAAGAAAAAGCCAAGAGAAAAGAUUUCAGCACUCUCAGACCCUGCUUCACCAGCUGACCAGCAGACACUCCCUGGUCCCCAGCAGAGCUUACCUAAGCAUCGUAGAAGUAAACAUCGUUGCUCAUCUCCACCACCCCCACAUGAGUUCAGAGCCUACCAGCUUUACACGCUGUAUCGUGGAAAGGACGGUAAAGUAAUGCAGGCCCCAAUAAAUGGAUGUCGUUGUGAGCCACUGAUUAAUAAACUGGAGAAUCAGCUGGAGGCAACUGUGGAGGAGAUAAAAGCUGAGUUUGGGACAGUGCAGGAUAAGAUGAAUAUCAAGCUGGGCCAGAUGGAAAACAAAACUCAACAUCAACUCCGUGUUUUAGAUAAGUUAAUGGCUGAGAGGCUGUCUGCAGAGAGAACAGAGUGCCUUCAUCGCCUUCAACAGCAUGCUGAGCUCGAAAAAAAUGAGGGAGAGAAACGGCAGAUUUCUUUGGUGGAUGAAUUGAAAAGCUGGUGCAUGUUAAAGAUUCAGAAUCUGGAGAUGAAGCUUUCUGGAGAUUCUAGAUCUUCAAGACCAAAAUCAACUCUGUCCACUUGUGAGUCCCUCACAGAGACCCUGGAUACAGAGAACCUCCAUAGUGCGAAGGACUGUAAAACUAACCAGAGCCCACCACAGUCAGAGGACUCACAGCAGCAUUCCUAUAUCACACUUCAGAAUAGUCUCUCAGAAGACAUGGGAAGGAGUAGAGGCCAGACAUCAGAACAAAGCUUUGGAAAGCAUUAUUUUGCUGUUGAACAAGACACUGCAUCAGGUGCAGAGCAACAAAUGACAGCUGCUGGUCCAGCUCCUUCUGCAGUCCCUCAAGUUGUUAGGCGUAAAGACAAAGCUUUUAGCUCCACUGCUUUCGACAGGUUCCAGCAGGAAGAACCAUUGUCAGAGCAUUCAGGUUCCAAAUUAAGACAUGUUAAGGUACAAACUGCUUUGCACCCCUUGAUUGAAUUUGCAAAGACUGAGCAACAGAGUGGCUACUUCAUAGACAAAGGAACUCAAACAAAGAAGUCUGGCAAAAGUGGGCAGUCAAGACACAGGCCCCAGCAACACACAGUAACACAUCAUACCCAGCCACAGCAACCAUCCGCUCUGCCUGGAGAUCAACCAGCCCCUCAGAUCAAAGACACUUCACAAGCUUUGGAGAUUACUCAGUACUUUUUUGAGGCUGUUUCCACUCAAAUGGAAAAGUGGUAUGAGCGGAAGAUUGAAGAAGCCCAGUGCCAAGCUAAUCAAAAAGCACAGCAAGACAAAGCUGCACUCAAGGAGCAUAUUAAAAGUUUAGAAGAGGAGCUCAAUAAAUUAAGGACUAAGGUGCAAAAAGAAAGCUAGCGUCAAGGAAACAGGUGCAGGCAUGGAAAUUGAGGAAUUAGUUUUUAUGUGAACUGCAGUGUGGCUGAUUUGGGGAUCUAUUAGUAUGUAGAAUAUUGCACCCAAUACUUACAAAUAUAAAAACUGCCUCUUUUUAAUGAGAUGUAAUUUUAGAAUUUAGAAGUUCCAGAAAUACCAGGAUCAAAUAUCCAAAAAGACACUGUCCGUGUAGUCAUAACAGUAAGUCUCUGCAGAUGGGACACUCUCAUGAGAUACAUUUUACCAUGAUCCCAUACAAUUUUACAGUCAGAGAUAAGAAUUGCCAGGUACUUCAUCAUCAGGUACCAAUAACCCAAAUCACAUUCUGAAGGGAGAGUUUUCCCAUUUCCUUGUAGGUUUCAGAGUAGCAGCCGUGUUAGUCUGUAUCCGCAAAAAGAACAGGAGUACUUGUGGCACCUUAGAGACUAACAAAUUUAUUAGAGCAUAAGCUUUCGUGGACUACAGCCCACUUCU